AAUUACAUGUAAACUUAAGUGACUAUAUAAUCUAUUUUGCCUUUAAUUUUAGGGCUUCUGCUGCCGUCGCUAAACUCAUUUGAGCCACCGUUGCUCUUCUCCUUUACGACCACGAACGGACCACGAGGUUCCCUAUUACUGUCGCACAACCUUCAUCUCAGGAAAGAGACAGUAGAAAGAUGAACAAGAAAGAGGUACUAAAACUAGCGAAAGGUUUUAGGGGAAGAGCAAAGAACUGCAUUCGUAUCGCAAGAGAAAGAGUAGAGAAGGCCUUGCAGUAUUCCUACAGGGACCGUCGGAACAAGAAGCGAGACAUGCGCUCUCUCUGGAUCCAACGCAUCAAUGCUGGCACACGCCAACAUGGUGUUAACUAUGGUAACUUCAUGCAUGGUCUAAUGAAGGAGAACAUUCAGCUAAACAGGAAAGUUUUGUCAGAGCUAUCUAUGCAUGAACCGUAUAGUUUCAAGGCCCUCGUAGACAUAUCUAGUAAUGCCUUUCCUGGAAACAAAAAUGUGGUACUUGCUCCCAGGAAGGUGAAAAUUUCAAUUGAUGUAUAAUUGGUAAUUUUGGUUGCUCACCCUUUUACUGCCAUUCUUACUUUUUCUUGAAAGAAACCUUUAAAUAGUUGGCUUUAUAUUUUAACAAUUAGCAACUCUUUUCAUUUUUCA
This is a messenger RNA of Hevea brasiliensis (rubber tree), 668 nucleotides long. RefSeq lists its product as uncharacterized. Gene Ontology annotation, biological process: translation; ribosomal large subunit assembly. Gene Ontology annotation, cellular component: ribosome. The coding region runs from base 180 to 557 and encodes 125 amino acids. The record is from RefSeq and is a predicted model, not a curated record. The transcript has 3 exons. Lineage: Eukaryota; Viridiplantae; Streptophyta; Magnoliopsida; Malpighiales; Euphorbiaceae. Gene Ontology annotation, molecular function: structural constituent of ribosome; rRNA binding.